Colletotrichum higginsianum IMI 349063 is the source of this 1413-nucleotide messenger RNA. RefSeq lists its product as uncharacterized. NCBI's taxonomy places the organism in Eukaryota, Fungi, Ascomycota, Sordariomycetes, Glomerellales, Glomerellaceae. Bases 1 to 1413 code for a protein of 470 amino acids. The transcript is spliced from 5 exons. The record is from RefSeq and is a predicted model, not a curated record.
AUGGCCAUUGGCCGGUGCCGUGAAGUUGCACGCAACCAAAUGCCCUUGUCUCGUACGCGCAUACCUAGCUGCAUCUUCAAGCGCAAGAGUGGUGUCGAAAAGGCGACUGCAGAGAACCACGGCGCUAUGCUGCGAGGCGCCAGGGCCGGGACCGGAGAAGGCGAUGUCUUCAGAGGCCGUCGUCGUUUAGCUCGCCCUGUUGCGUCGGGCCAUGUUUAUCUGGGGCGAGAUACCAAGGUAAUUUCGAGACGGGAUGGCUGCCAGCCUGCCAUGGAUGCGGACGAGUCGCGAUGUCGCCCGAUGGAGGUCCAACCAAAGGCUGCGCCGCCAAGACCUAGACCAGCUUCCUCGUUCGGACGCGACGGAUGGCACGGCGCUGGCCAGGCGGAGACCAAUAGUGCCAAUGGCGUGCGGCUCUCAUCGAAUGGCGAGAGCAGCGAGUGUCACCCAGUCACCGCCUCUGUCCCGUGCCUCCUCACCCCUGGUGUGUUCCUCCGUCCUGUCGAGCUGCCUCGCUUCUCUGCUCUGAGACGACGUCAAGACAUUGACAAUACCGAGACGGAAAACCCAUAUAGAAGAGCCAGUGCCGUUACAGAGCCCGGGGAGCGUCGAUGGUGGCUUGAAUGGCUUGGAAAUGUGCUUGGAUGGCUUGAUGAAGGAUGCAAGAAAGACAGCUUGACAGGCGCGCCCAGUCCAGGUACCGAGACACAAGUCACAGGUACGUACCGAAAAGGGGCAUACCUCGCUAAGAUGUUGAUGCUCUUUUUCCUCCUCGACAUCAGACUCGGUCCAUCUUCGCCGUCGUUCCCUGCACGUAAAGAGGAGACCAGUGGUACGCCCAACAAGGUCCACAAGCCUCCGCCCCUCGGCCUCGAAAAACCGGCCGCCGCCGCCGCCGCUGCCGCCCGAUCGCGAGGCAGCGGACCAGGAGAGAGGAACCAACAAUUUUACCCGCAUGCUGGUUUAAUGAGGCCAAGCUCCGAGCAUGGUUCCCAGGUGCAGGAAGGUAUCAAGCCGCACAUCACCAAACUGCAAUCUUGGAAGAAAGCCACUAAAGCCUCCAGAACAUCCGACCAUGUGGCAGUCAUCCCGAUCGGGGAGGUAGAUCUGCAGCAUCUCCUUGAAGAGGGGGUCAGCUCGCAUGCUGGUGUGGGCCGCCCACACGCGCGCCCUCAGGAACGGUACGCGACGAGGGGCAAAUUGUGGGCGCUCCGGUCGAGAUGGAUCCCGCCUUUGGUUUGCGACCGCCGGGCCUCUCCUAUCCCGUUCGUCAAGUCUGGUAUCGGCGGCAACCGUGAAGUUUGGAACCCGUCCACAUACAGCAUUUCUGUAAUGGCCGCAGUGACCGUGACAGCUGCCUGGACCAGCCCUAUUGGUGAGCCUCGAGGUUUCCUCAAGAUACCACUAGUUUGA